AUGGACCCGACCUCGUUUUCGCCCUUCACAGGAUGGCUCACAGUCUUCUACCUUGUUCGAUGGUCCACUGGCGCUCUGGGUGCAGAUGCUGUGCCUACAUCAGUACAGAAUGACCCUCAUUUCAUGGGCUGGUACAAUGCCCCGACUACGACCUGUGACGAUGAUGUGAUAACCUAUGAUAAUGGAAAAACGGCCGACUGUGCCAACAGUCACGUCCGGUAUGCUUAUCACAUGGUCUGCCAGGACAGGAGUUAUCUGACAUUUGCCUACAGAUCCAACAUUCACUACAUCGACGUCUUCGGCAAGCUCAUCUACUCAAACUUCACGAACCACAAAAACCAACCAAUCAACCAGCUCCUCCCCUGCACCAGCUGCAUCCCAGGCGAGCCAAGCGCUGGCUUUUGUAUCGCCGAAGACGAACACAACGAACGCACACCUCCGAAUUACUUAGCUACGAAUCGAGAAUUCAUUGAGCGGCGAGAAGCCUAUGACCAUGCCCAGGAAAUGGAUACGGCCAACACUUCACCAGUUUAUGAAUUAGGUUCCUAUGAUCACCGCUGA
This is a messenger RNA of Aspergillus terreus NIH2624, 561 nucleotides long. RefSeq lists its product as uncharacterized. The transcript is spliced from 4 exons. Lineage: Eukaryota; Fungi; Ascomycota; Eurotiomycetes; Eurotiales; Aspergillaceae. Bases 1 to 561 code for a protein of 186 amino acids. The record is from RefSeq and is a predicted model, not a curated record.